Molecule: messenger RNA, 949 nt
Organism: Gastrolobium bilobum
Lineage: Eukaryota; Viridiplantae; Streptophyta; Magnoliopsida; Fabales; Fabaceae
Product: cytochrome b6-f complex iron-sulfur subunit, chloroplastic
Exons: 5
Coding region: 122-805 (227 amino acids)
Cellular component (GO): plasma membrane
Molecular function (GO): 2 iron, 2 sulfur cluster binding
Source: RefSeq, a predicted model, not a curated record
AUCCAGCAACUAUAGUUGUGGUCGUUGAGGUGCUUAAGCCACCACCCCACAUGAAUCUCAUCUCAAUUAUAAAUCACAAAAUCUUCAUCAUCAACAACUAGUUUGUGUUCUUAACAUCAUCAUGGCUUCCACUACUCUAUCCCCUGCAACCCCUUCGCAACUAUGUUCUGGAAAGAGUGGGAUCUUCUGUCCCUCCAAAGCACUGCUUGUGAAGCCAGUGAGGAACCAGAUGAUGGGGAAGGCUAAGGGAAUGAGAAUCACUUGCCAAGCCACUAGCAUUUCUCCAGAUAGAGUUCCAGACAUGGGCAAAAGAGAGCUCAUGAACCUGCUUCUUCUUGGUGCUAUUUCACUCCCUAGUGCUGGAAUGCUUAUACCAUAUGCCACUUUCUUUGCCCCUCCAGGGGCAGGAUCUUCUACUGGUGGUACUGUUGCCAAGGAUGCUGUUGGAAAUGAUGUAAUUGCAGAGCAAUGGCUCAAGACACAUGCCCCUGGGGACCGUACACUUACACAAGGAUUGAAGGGAGAUCCUACCUACCUUGUGGUGGAGAAAGACGGAACACUUGCAACAUAUGGGAUUAAUGCGGUGUGCACUCACCUUGGGUGUGUUGUGCCAUGGAAUAGAGCUGAGAACAGGUUCAUUUGCCCCUGCCAUGGUUCCCAGUACAAUGACCAAGGAAGAGUUGUGAGAGGACCUGCUCCCCUGUCUCUGGCAUUGGCACAUUGUGAUUUGGAUGAUGGAAAGGUGGUGUUUGUUCCUUGGGUUGAAACAGAUUUCAGAACAGGUGACGCUCCAUGGUGGGCUUAGACUUCUUCAAGCUGUCCCUCCACUUUCUAUAUUUAAUUUGAAAUCAAACAGUUUGUUCUUUAUUAAUUCGUAAACACAUUCUAUAAUCAAAUUUAUAUUUUGUGAAUUGAAAGUUUGUAUAACAUGAACAAGAACCUAAAUUGA